Messenger RNA from Diabrotica virgifera virgifera (western corn rootworm), 3826 nucleotides. RefSeq names its product dnaJ homolog subfamily A member 1 (gene Droj2). Gene Ontology annotation, molecular function: Hsp70 protein binding; ATP binding. The coding region runs from base 241 to 1446 and encodes 401 amino acids. The transcript has 4 exons. Gene Ontology annotation, biological process: response to heat; protein refolding. The record is from RefSeq and is a predicted model, not a curated record. Gene Ontology annotation, cellular component: cytoplasm; cytosol. Lineage: Eukaryota; Metazoa; Arthropoda; Insecta; Coleoptera; Chrysomelidae.
ACAGAUUAUCGAUAGUUCUAGAAUCGCUCUUUCCCUUUCCUCUUUGUUGUUUCCUUGUUCUCACAUUCGACAUUAGGAUAUUUUGUCGAUUAGUACAGAAAAUUCCAGACUUCCUUAGUCCAAUAUUUGCAGUUUAAUUGCAGUGAUCAAUUUAGAAUCAAAUAUCUAGUCGAGAACAGUGUUUUUAAAACUAUAUACAUAUAUUUUAAGUAAGUAGAAAGCGUGCAAGUAUUAGGAAGCAUGGUGAAUGAAACUAAAUUUUAUGAUAUUCUGGGUGUCAAACCAGACUGUUCACCUGAGGAUUUAAAGAAGGCCUACAGGAAACUAGCCUUAAAGUACCACCCUGAUAAAAAUCCAAAUGAGGGAGAAAAAUUCAAGCAGAUCUCCCAAGCCUAUGAAGUCCUUUCAGACCCGGAAAAAAAGAAAAUAUAUGACUUAGGAGGUGAACAAGCACUCAAGGAACGAGGAGUUGGCGGAGGUUUUUCGAGCCCCAUGGAUUUAUUCGACAUGUUUUUCAGUGGUGGAUUUGGUGGUGGUCGACGGAGGAAAGAACAUAGGGGCAAGAAUGUCAUCCAUCAACUUACUGUUACUUUAGAGGAACUUUACAAAGGAGCAGUUAGGAAGUUGGCAUUGCAGAAAAAUGUUAUUUGUGAUAAAUGUGAGGGUAGAGGAGGCAAAAAAGGAGCAGUUGAACAAUGUACAACAUGUAGAGGUACAGGUGUACAAGUACAAGUGCAACAAAUUGGAUUAGGCAUGCUUCAACAAAUUCAAACAGUAUGUCCCGAUUGUAGAGGACAAGGUGAAAAGAUUAAUCCUAAAGAUCGUUGCAAGCAGUGUAAUGGUAAAAAAGUAGUUCGUGAACGCAAAGUAUUAGAAGUACACAUUGACAAAGGCAUGGUUGAUGAACAGAAAAUAGUAUUCACUGGUGAAGGUGAUCAAGAACCCGAAUUGGAACCUGGUGAUAUAAUUAUAGUACUAGAUGAAAAAGAACAUCCAGUAUUUAAGAGAUACAAUGUGCAUGAUUUAUACAUGAGAAUGGAAAUACAAUUAGUGGAAGCUUUGUGCGGUUUUCAGAAAGCUGUCAAAACAUUAGAUGAUAGAGAACUGGUGAUUACUGUUUUACCUGGUGAAGUUAUUAAAAAUGGGGACUACAAAUGUAUUUUAAAUGAAGGCAUGCCACAAUAUAAGAAUCCAUUUGAAAAAGGACGUUUCAUCAUUCAGUUCUAUGUUAAGUUUCCCGAUACACUUCCUCCAGAAUUAAUUCCUGAUUUAGAAAGAGUUCUACCACCCAGAGAAGAAUCCAUGAUCUCUGACCAUGCAGAAGAAGUGACAUUGGUUGACUUUGAUCCAGAAGCUGAAGCCCGGAGAAGAUCUCACAGGAAUGCAUAUGAUGAAGAUGAUGACAUGCAUGGGCAAGGUCAAAGAGUACAAUGUGCUACAAAUUAAAUACAAUUUUAAACUACUUUCCAAAUUAGAGAUAUGUUAACAAAGGGGGACAAUAUAUUUUUAGAAUAAUCAGUCAGCAAAUACAGAUUUUUACUAAUAUAAAACCAAAAAAUGUUUGGGAGUAAUAUUCAAGGUUGGCAUUAUUGUUAAGAAAUUGUUAUUAGUUUGUUUAAAUUUCUAAACAUAUUGUAAAGCAGUAUUAAUUGUUUAAUUCACUUCGUUUAUUGCAGGCUCAAUCCAUCAAGAUGAAUUAAUGUAAUAUUGCAAUAAGAAGUUUUAUCAUAGCUCUCAAAUGACAAUCAUAUUUGUGAAUAUGUACUGUGUUGUAAUAUUUUCAGUCUAAUCUUUUUAAUUUCGUUAUUAAUCUCGAUUUAAUUUGUUCCAAUUGAAAUAUAUUUGAAUUUAUCUUGAAUACUUAUUUACCAGCUAUGCCUGAUAUGCACUAUUGAUUGAACUUUUUAUUAAAAAAGAUAAAUUUUUCUUAUAUUUCUUAUCUUUCUCCAAUGUAAUGUUGUAAAGGGGUUACAGCUUUUUAGUUAAAUUUUCAGGUGUUUUCUUAUUUAGACUUUUUUGUGGUACAAUAUCUUCUAGAAUAUUCCUAUAAAUUGUGCCAAAAAUUUAGAAAUGUGACAUAUGAAGAAGUAUCUUGAGCUCUGCAGUUAAUAUUAAACAAAGAUGCGUUAUUGUGCCUUUUUUCCUGAUUGUAUAAUUUUUAAUAACCAAGGUAUAAACUUAAUUCCAAUAAUAACGAUUGAUUCUAAACUAAAUUAUGAGAUCUUGAUUCUAAACCAAAUUCCCUAUAUUAGUUUCAUAGUAGUUCAUAUUAUCUGUUAAUUUGAGUGUUACUUUACUUCAAUAAACUAUUAAGAUUUCAAGAUUUCUUUAGAAGAUCUGGCGAGAGAGAAAUAGGAAAAAACUUUUUUACAUAUUUAAGAUUCCAUUCCUUAAUUUACAAUCAUCUUAAAUAUGAAAUUAUAUGCGUGCUGUUACUUUAUUUUAUAGCGGUAGAAAUUGUAAAGCAUUUAUUAAUUUGUUAUAGCAUCACAUCACUCUUCAUCAUAAAUAAGUUUAUAUUUAAAUUGUAAGUUUAUAUUAUGAACAUAAGUUUUGAAGACUACUUUAUUGAGUUUUAGACAAUUGAGGGGCUUGGAAGUAAAAGGGUUUAAGUGCACUUUUUUCAAAUUCUGAUUUAAGUACAGAUUCGCAUACCUAAAUGGUAUUAUACCUUGGUGGUAAAUUGAUCUAAGCAUAUUUCGGGUCGCGGACGUUUCCCCAACUGUCAUCAAUACGACUAACAUCACGCGUAACUUUGAUACUAAAAUAUUUGAUACACUUUGAUACUAAUUAUAAAAAAAAUAUGCAUUGAAAUCCAGUUCCCGUAAUUCGUUAAACGUGAUACAAGUGAGUACAAAGACAUACAUAUUUGUUUCUUUGUAAUUACAGCUUCAAAUUACCGUACACUUCUCGUAGACUCUGCCGAUAAGGUAGAAUCGUGUUAGGGAAAAGUCGCGCGCCCACAUAUUUCGCCCUACAGGCGCCAUCUAUCGCCAUUAUAUUUUGUUCAAUGAAAACAAUUGCAGUUUGCUUUGGUAGUAAACAGGUUUAUCCGUGCUCUUGAACCGUUUUACCACAAAACUAUUUUUAGUAUUCUGUAAAAACAAAUAGUAAGAAACGGGUUUAAGUGAGCUUGAACCAUUUUACCACAAAACUAUUUUUAGUAUUUUGUAAUGUGUAAACACAUGUUAAUACAGGAUAUUUUAAGUAAAUAAAUAUUAGAUUUGUGACCAAUUUUGAAGACUAAUUAAGUAUUAUGCAACGUGCCAGUUGUAGUUACACUGUGGAUAACAGCUGGAACAAAAAUGAUUAGUAAUAUGUAGUUAACAUCUGCAAUUGAACCGUUUUACCAGUAACAUUUAUCAACACCAUGUACCGAUUCAAGUACAUUUUUUUAAUAAUUGAAAAAAGGGAAGGAUAUAGUAAGUGUAAUACCCUUAUAUUUUUAUCACUUUAUAGUACAUUGUACACUAGACAAAAUUUAGUCUAAUGACUCCUAGAAUUUAUAAAACUCAAACAACUUUGAAGAUGAUUAUCUCAGAACUACAAAAACUGCACUUAAACCCUUUUACGUCUGGCCCCCCUCAAUUAUAAUAUGGUGUUAACAAAUUUAAUUUACCUUUCUAACGUGACCUUUCUUAUCUACUAAAAUCGAAGUGUGUGAGGUAAUACCUCUGAAAUAUAUCACAAGUAGACAUUCUUCUUAUAUAUUUUGUCCCUCUUUGGUACUGUAUGCAUUAUAAUUCCUCAGCAAGUUGUAUAACAGGCUGUUUAUGUCGUGUUAAAUUAGGUAAUUUAUUUAAAUACACACAUAUAUACAGACUAA